Messenger RNA from Nelumbo nucifera (sacred lotus), 4327 nucleotides. Its product is annotated as TMV resistance protein N-like. NCBI's taxonomy places the organism in Eukaryota, Viridiplantae, Streptophyta, Magnoliopsida, Proteales, Nelumbonaceae. Gene Ontology annotation, molecular function: protein binding; ADP binding. The record is from RefSeq and is a predicted model, not a curated record. Gene Ontology annotation, biological process: defense response; signal transduction.
GCUGUUUUUGUUCUUUGUUUCAUACACAGAUAAUUCACAUUUCACACUCCCAGCUUAUUCACGCGUUUAGAAACUCACCUGUUUCUCCAGAACUUUCGUUCCAUGGCUGCGACGAGGACCGGGCGGAACUACGACGUCUUCCUGAGUUUCAGAGGCGAAGACUCCAACAGUUACUUUAUCGAUCACCUGUACACUGCUUUGGAUGAAAGGGGAAUCCGCACAUUCAGAGACGACGACCAACUCAAGACAGGAGAAAACAUAUCUUCAGAACUGCUAAAUGCAAUAGAAGAGUCAAGGGCAUCGAUAAUUGUUUUCACGGUGAAUUAUGCUUCUUCGACAUGGUGCCUGGACAAACUUGUGAAAAUCCUGGAAUGCAGGAAAACAGGAGGCCGAUUAGUGCUUCCCGUUUUCUUCGAUGCCGAUCCGUCGGAUGUUCGGAAACAGAGCGGGAGUUACGAGGAAGCAUUUGCCAGACACGAAGAAGAGUAUUACGAGGUGGUGAAGAUGAAGGAGAAGGUGCAGAGGUGGAGGACAGCUCUCACCGAAGCUGCCAAUUUGGCCGGGUGGGAUGUACGAAAUGCUAACAAAAGAAACCAGUCGAAGUUUAUUCGUGGAAUUGUGGAAGUGGUUUUAGCUACAUUGAAUCAAACACAUUUGAAUGUCGCCACCUACCCAGUUGGAAUAAAUUCUCGUCUAGAGGACUUGAAGUCAUUAUUAAAUCUCUGGUCAAAUGAUGUUCACAUUGUAGGAAUUUGUGGCAUGGGUGGAAUAGGUAAGACGACAAUUGCUAAAGCUGUCUAUAAUGCACUCUUCCGCAAAUUUGAAGGUGGUUGCUUUCUUGCAAGUGUUAGAGAAACUUUAGAGCAGCCUGAUGGUCUACUUGAUUUACAGAGAAAACUCCUAUCUGAUAUUCUAUUGAAAGAGGAUGUAAAGAUGAGCAAUGUCGAUAGAGGAACCCAUUUGCUUAAAGAAAGGCUCUCUUGUAAAAGAGUUCUUGUCAUUCUUGAUGAUGUAGCUUAUUCAAAUCAAUUAAAUUUGUUAGCUAUAAAGCGCAACUGCUUUGGCAUGGGAAGCAGAAUCAUUAUAACAACCAGAGAUGAGCAUGUGUUACAUGAGCUUGAAGUUGAUUGUAUAUACAAGGUCAAAGAAUUGGAUGAGCAUGAAUCCAUUCGGCUCUUUAGCUGGCAUGCCUUCAGAAAAGACCAGCCCAUGGCAGAAUUUAUAGAGCUUACAAAAUGUAUAGUCAGUUAUGUUGGAGGGCUUCCUCUAGCUCUUGAAGUUUUGGGUUGUUUUCUGUCUGACAACAGAAGCAUACUUGAAUGGAAAAGUGCUUUGGAUAAACUCAAAAGAAUUCCUUAUAAUCAAAUUCAGAAAAAGCUUAGACUAUGUUUUGAUGCUCUAGAUGAUAAAGAAAAGAGUAUAUUCCUUGAUAUAGCAUGCUUCUUCAUCGGAAUGGACAAGGAUUAUGCAGUUAAAAUACUUGAUAGUUGUGGUUUCUUCUCAGAGUUUGGAAUCAAUGUUCUCAUUCGUAGAUUUCUUCUUACAAUCAAUGAAAAGAACGAGUUGAGGAUGCAUGAUCUGAUACGGGACAUGGGAAGAAGGAUUGUUCAUGAAGAAUCUCCUAAGGAGCCUGGAAAGCGCAGUAGACUGUGGUUCCAUAAGGAUGUUCAUGAUGUUUUAACAAAAAGCACAGGAACGGAAGAAGUUCAGGGUCUCAGCCUACGAAACUUGCCUAGAUCAAGUAGGGUAUGCUGUAGUGCUGAAGCAUUAAGAAAGAUGCACAAGCUGAGACUUCUCCAACUCCAUUUUGUAGACAUCACAGGGGACUUCAGACAUUGUUCUAGAGAGCUAAGGUGGCUCUGUUGGCAUGGGUUCCCUCUUAAAUUCAUACCAAGCAAAUUUUAUUUGGAGAACCUUGUUGUUCUUGACAUGCAACGUAGCAAACUGGAAAAAGUCUGGAAGGAACUCAAGGUUCUUAAAAACUUGAAAGUCCUUAAUCUUAGUCAUUCCAUUUGCUUAACUAGUACCCCAGACUUCAUUGGACUGCCCAAUCUUGAGAAACUGUUCCUUGAAGGUUGUACAAGUUUAGUUGAGGUUCACCAUUCUAUUGGAAAUCUGCAGGGACUGGUUGUUUUGAAUCUGAAAGACUGCAGAAACCUUAGGAGUCUCCCAAGCAGCAUUUGUAAGUUGAAAUUUCUUGAAGAUCUUAAUCUUUCUGGCUGCUCAGGACUUGAGAGACCAUUGUCUAAAUCACGGCGUUCAUUGCUUGGGCCUUGGAGAUUUCGAAAAAAAAAUCCUGAUUCUAUCACUUUGCUGCCACCUUCCUUCCUAGGUUUAUGCUCCAUAAGAAGAAUAGAUCUUAGUAAUUGCGAUCUGUCAGAAGGUGCAAUUCCAAGUAACCUUGGGAGCUUAUCUUCUUUGCAGGAGUUAGAUCUAAGCAAUAACAAUUUCUGUACCAUACCUGAUAACAUUAGUUACCUUUCUCAGCUCAAGUUGCUUGCAUUGAAUGGUUGCACAAGGCUUCAUUUUCUUCCACCACUUCCACAAAAUUUAAAAAUCUUAUGUGCAAAGGGUUGCACAUCAAUGGAAAGCUUACCAAAUCUUGAUAACUUAUCCUCGUUGCAGAAAUUGGAUAUAAGAUGCAACAAUUUUUCCAGUUUGCCAUCCAGCGUCGGUUGCCUUACUCAGCUCAAAUUCCUUGAUUUGGACAAAUGCACCAGGCUUCAAACACUCCCAGAGCUCCCAUCAAGUUUAAAGUACUUGUUUGCAAAAGAUUGCUCAUCGAUGGAAAAAUUGCCAGAUCUUCGAAAUUUAUCCUCCUUGGAAGAAUUGGAUCUAGAAGGAAGCAAGAUUUGUAGCCUAUCACCCAGCAUUAGUUGCCUUUCUCAGCUCGAGGCUCUUUGGAUAAGUAAUAAUGAAAGGAUCCAAUCACUUCCGGAGCUUCCUCCUACUUUAACCAACCUUUAUGUAGAUGGUUGCACAUCGCUUGCAGUUACUAAUAGCAACAAUUUGAUUGAGAUUCAGAACACAGAGAAGCUAGAAUCUUUACAAACAGGGAUACAUAUGGAAGGGUGCAAUAGUCUGGAAAAUACAUUCAGAAAAUAUCUCCUUCAGGGUCCAUCUGGCAACUUUGAUGUCUUUCUUCCUGGAAGUGAGGUGCCAGAGUGGUUCGGUCAUCAAAAUGUGGGGUCUUCAGUAUCUUUUGAGGUGCCUUCAAUUUUGGACCAUAAAAUUCAAGGAUUGUCUGUAUGUGCUGUUUAUGCAUCUGAUGAAGCUGAUACGAGCCUCAUUACAAGUCCUUGUACCAUCAUUACUAAUAAAACCACUGGUUUCCAGUGGGACUACCGUCCAGGAGCUACAGUUCCAGUAACCCAUCAGGAUCACAUGUGGCUGGGCCUUAUACCACACAAUGAAUUUGGUGAUCAGUUGGACUGUGGGGAUCAAAUGGAGAUUGAAGUAGAAAUGAGUCAACCGCUCCGUGUAAAGAAGUGUGGGGUCCAACUAGUAUACGAGUCAAAUGAAAAGGGUCCACAAUCAAAGAACCAACCAUUUAUCUGAUGGCAUCUUCGUCAUUUUGAUAUUGUUCUUUAUGGAAAUGGGAGGCCAUAAAGAUAACUGGAAAGAAAUUGUGACUGGUCUAAUGAGGUUGAAGGACAUGAAGACCAGGACUCAAAUAGUAGAGCAAGUAACAGAGCCUCGCAAGAAAGAAGUGAGGAAGUUGUUAAUUUACUUGAACUCCUCGUUUAAAGCUUUAAUGAUUGAAUCCUUUGCUCCUUGCAAUAUGAGUUUGAAAUUUGAAGAAGAUAAUGUGGCCAAAGUAACUGACCGCUUUGCCAAAUCAAUUCAAUUGAAGGGGUUCAUCUUUAUUGACCAUGGGGUGUGAUUGGUUAUGUGCACGCUGUGCAAUCCACCCCAUGGAUCCAAUCUGAGUGUACAGUCCAUGCAGAUGAAGGUGAUAUCUGCAUAACAAUGGAUAUUUAAAGUGUGGGUACAGUGUAGUUUCUAAAAUAAAUGCUACUUUAUGGUGUUUUCUGUGGCUUGUUGUAUGGGUGCAUGUAAAAUGGCUGUGGAAGAUGAAGGCUUUCUGGACAUGAGUCAAGGAAAAUUGCAUUGCCUCUGAAUUUCUUGAUGUCAUUUUCCAAUCGGGGAUCAUUGAUCCUCUCAACAUACACUUUGCAAAGCUCGUAUAUUUGUCAAACAUUCAUUUUAGUGAUGAAUUAAAUAGCUUGUAACACUUGGUAUAUUUUCCUUUUCCUUGAUGUUACUUGAAACCAACGACAUCUGAAGGUAUCAAUUUUUAGUAUUUGAUGAUUGGUUCUGAAACUUU